Messenger RNA from Podospora bellae-mahoneyi, 1595 nucleotides. RefSeq lists its product as uncharacterized. Lineage: Eukaryota; Fungi; Ascomycota; Sordariomycetes; Sordariales; Podosporaceae. The transcript is spliced from 2 exons. The record is from RefSeq and is a predicted model, not a curated record. Gene Ontology annotation, molecular function: calcium ion binding. Gene Ontology annotation, cellular component: endoplasmic reticulum-Golgi intermediate compartment; extracellular exosome. Bases 646 to 1554 code for a protein of 302 amino acids.
GCUGAAGAAGUGGUUACGUGAGAGAAAAAGAAAGUAAAAAGAGUGUGAGGAACAUGAGGGUUUUCUUGGGAUGAGCUGAAGAAUGAAUUGCCAUCGUCAUCGACAUGUUGCCUUCGUGGCAGGCAGAACAGGUAUAAGGGAGAGAGAGAGAGACGAGUAUGUAACGUUGGGAUGGUUUGACAGGUUUGACAAGUUGACAGCUCGGGGGAACGUGCGUCUUUUUCUGGUUUGCCCUUUUCAUCUGAAGCCACAUGUGUUGUACCCCCAUCUUCUCUAACAGCCUCGGGAGGGGGGGACAUUCUCUCUCACGAAAAGUGAAAAAGACGGCCGAUCUUCACUUUUGUGCUUGUGAUUGGCGGGGUUCUCGCAACAUAAGAUACGCAGUAAAAAAAUAACGAGAAUUGUUGCGCCCCGCCAGAGGCCUGUGAGAGGCAGAAAAAAAGCUUUUGGUCGCCGACGCCGCCUCGUCCGGCGCAUGCCAGCCCAUCCAAAUGGGGAAGGCCAUCGAUAGGAUGAUCACACCCCCCCCCCCCAAACAUCCCGGGGCCUUCCCAUCUUCUUUUUUGCGAGCAAAAAAAAAUAAGCAAUUCCCGAUCCCGCAGCUUGUGAAUCAGCAUGGGACUUUGGGACUGAUGACAAGUGGAGAUGGAUCUGGGGAAGAGGGGGAACCGCAAGGAUUCGCAAGAUCCUGGUUCCAUGUUAUGGAUUCGAAAGGGCGGGCCUCUUACUGGUCUGAGCACCACAUUUACGUCGAUGAAGCGGGCCUUGGCGCCCGGGAUUUACAACAUGGUCCGAACGACGACAUCGCAUUGCAAAACGGUGAAAGUAAACAUUCCAGCUAUCAAAACAAUUCCAUCUUACCCUACCCAUCCAAUCAUUCCCAAUCAAAGCAAAAUGCACAUCCGAACCCUCCUCCUAUCAGCCCUCCCACCCCUAGCCCUCGCCCACGGCAACCACGGCGGCGGCGGCGAAGGCGGCUCCCAAAAGCCAGCCGUAGACCCACACGCGAAUUGGAUGACGAGACACAUGGCUGAGGAGCACCACAUAACCUCCUUCGACCCCCCCUCCUUCUUCACCCUCCACGACUUCGACUCCUCCGGCCACCUCGACGCCCCCGAAAUCCUCAAGCUCUACGGCCUUCUCGACCCCUCCAACGCCCACUACACCCCCGCCCAGCGCGACGCCUUCGCCCGCCAAAUCCUCGACCUGAUCGACACCAACCGCGACGACCUCAUCUCCAAAGACGAGUUUUUGCAUUACUUGCUGGUGGAAGGGAAGGAGCUGCCUGAUUUGGGCACGGGGCCGGGCCAUCACGGCGAUGAUGAGUACGAGUAUGAGAUUCAUCACUGGGAGAAGUACCAUGAUGAGAAUACAAAGUUGGAGGAUCUGACGCAUCCGGAGGAUAUUGAGCACUUUAAGAAGCAUGAGGAGAUGGAGCGGGAGGAGGAGGAGAGGGAGGAACGGGAGAAGAAGGCGAGGGAGCAGGGGGGGGAGGGGAAGGGGUGGGUGGUGGAGGAGAAUAUUCCGGGCAAGUUUAGGAGGGUGGAUCUCUAGGCGGUUUUUGACCCUGUGGAAACUAGGGUGGUGAAUCUAGG